Messenger RNA from Fomitiporia mediterranea MF3/22, 2310 nucleotides. RefSeq lists its product as uncharacterized. The transcript has 3 exons. The record is from RefSeq and is a predicted model, not a curated record. The coding region runs from base 39 to 1973 and encodes 644 amino acids. Lineage: Eukaryota; Fungi; Basidiomycota; Agaricomycetes; Hymenochaetales; Hymenochaetaceae.
GCACGACCCGCAGUUGACCCUCAGACUCAUUAAAAUAGAUGAGUGCAGAGGUGACAAUCGCCCUCGGCGUAACAGGGCGUAUCCUCGCCAACAUCCUCUUCGCAGACUCAAAUCCCGGCUUAGGUGCCGUCCUCGUCGGCCUCUCAAACGGGUUUCUAAUUCACCGCGCAUGGAUUGCAAAUGCACUCCUCGAACCACUUACUCUCGUCAUCCUCGUCACUGGGAUGGUAUUUGAUCAUAAGAUGUAUGGAGGGUUUGAAGGGAGUGUUAUGGCGGUUUUGAGUUGUGGGUUGGGAGUUGUGCUUGCGGAUUUUGGACCGGAUUUGUGGUAUGAGGUUGUUGGGGAGGAGAAUACGAGGGAGUUGGUGAGGGAGGUUGGGGAGUUGGUGCCGUUUCUUGGGAUUGGGGAUGAUUAUUCUUCUUACUCGGAUGAAGAUGAGAGGAGUGAUGUUGGGUCUAAGACGACUGCAUCGUCGAGACGGACUGGGAGGUCAGCUACUGACACGGGCACUUCAGUUACGAUUCGGCCAUCUCAAGUUCGAGCUUCUCAACGUCCGAUACCGAUUAUUCGUCCUCGUCCUACACCACGCCUCCCAUCAGGAAGCGCCACUACGCGUAGUGUGACGUUUGAUGAGAGCUCGAUUACGCAGUCGCAGAGUAGCGACGUCGAUGCGGAUGAACUCACUACGGAUACAGGGUACCCUCUACCUGAGGGAGAGGGAGAUGAUGAAUCCGUACCUCCCUCCGCAUCAGCAAAUGAAAACGGCAAUGGAGAUGGGUUGGACGACUUGUACAUGGAACCCUCAACAACGAGUGGGUCGUCUCAUACGCGUGUACAAAUGCCAACUUCUAUUCUACCGCCUCUACAUAUCCCAGGAGGUAAUGUUUCGGGUCGUCCUGGCGUAUCUAUGCCUGAGGAACGACAAAGAAUUCCUUCGUCGAUGUCUCAAGAGGAUGGUAGUAGUUUAACUCCGCGCGCGACUAGUCAUCCGCCUGUUGAGUUCCCUCCCAUCCCUCCUUCGUUAAGACCAGGACCGGGACCUGGAGCGUAUGGCGUUGAGCCUCAUCCGCCACCGCCAAGUUUCCCCGAACCGGAAGUAUCACCACCAAACGGCUACGGUGGUCAUGGUGAGUAUGGUGGUCAUGGUGGAUAUGGAGGAUAUACUGGUCAUAGCGAUCAAGGAGGAUAUGCUGGGCAUGGUGCUCAUGGUGGAUAUGUUGGACAUGGAGGAUAUGCCAGUUAUGAAGGCUACUCACCACAAGUCAUCCCACCUUCCGAACCUACACCGGACUUAUCUACCGCUAUGCCGCUCCCUGAGUCAGCAGCAUACUUCCCUCCUCCAACACCUCAAGGUCAAGAGUAUCAAAGGGUUCCCAACGAAAAUGCAGAACAUGAUCAUGCGAAUGGAGGACCCUCACGACUCUCAAGGAUCCUCAACGUUCCUAUCGCCCCACACGAUUCUACUCAACCUCAGCAGAAUCCUGUCGAGUAUCUAGAGGAGUCACCGGAGUCUGCGCGGUUAUGGGCUCCGCGGGAGGGAUCUGCCUCGAGGCGGUCAGGAUCGAGGUCGAGGUCAAGGUCACCUGCGGGUCCGAGACCUCAACUGCCUCUUCAUCAUGAGGAACAGGAAGGAUGGGAAGUAUUACCACCCCCUUCCUCGGAGAUGCAACCGUCGAUGCCGGUUGGUGAGGUACCUGGGCCUCCGGGGUAUAUCUCUGAGUCUUUCGACGACUCAACAGUAGACGUCCGCGACCUCGAUCGCGAAACCGCAAAUUCCCGUAUCCAAGAAGCGUGGAAGCUUGUAGAGAAGAAACAUCAAAGGAGGUUGAACGUACUUGUUCGACAUGAUGAUGAUGAGUUACGGUCUGGGAAGGACUCAACGUUUCAUUUGAUGGAGGAUUUGGAGAAUACGCGGUUCAACUUCAAGAUUAGACCGGGGCUUAUCAUCAUUACUUCGCGUUCGAGAGGGUAGGCGUCGACGUCUCGCGGACUUGGCUGAAUUUGCUUUUCACAACCAUGCAUACUGUCUUCUGUCUCUCUCUCUCGCUUUGGAAUACCACAAACAUCCAACUCAAUUCAUUUAUUCACCAGGGAUCCAAUUCAUUUAUAACUCGGGCGCAACCCAAUUCCUGCAAUGCAUCUAUAUAUAUCUCAUGUCUUUCAACAUUUUCCCUGGGCUUGUGAGUGUACUGGAGUUGACGUUAAUGGGGUGAAAAAAGUGGGAAAAGAAAAAUGAACUGUGAAAUAGUGUGCUGUUGUACAGUUCUAAGGAGGGGGAAUGAGGAGAUAUUGUUCAUAUUUGUUAGGUC